Molecule: messenger RNA, 1911 nt
Organism: Phaedon cochleariae (mustard beetle)
Lineage: Eukaryota; Metazoa; Arthropoda; Insecta; Coleoptera; Chrysomelidae
Source: the annotation of a GenBank genome assembly
UGUGUCUAAGGCUAAUGUAGGAGUGUUCUGUGCAUUUGCAUUUUUGUAGGUUGCAGAGUGUCAGUUUGUUGGUUAAUUUUUUGAGUGAAUGUUUUGGUGAAUGUCAGAUUGAUUAUUGUUUUUUGUUGAAACGAAAUCGCGGUCAUUUUUUAACAUUAGCUUAUUACUAUUCAAAAAGAAACUACACAUUUCUUCAUCCUACAAAAAAUAUAUAAGUGCAAGGAGUCUGGUUUAAAAAACAGCAAAAUGACUGAUAAUUAUGACCAAGAGCAAGUCAUCAUGACGCCAAAAUGCAAAACAAACAAUUCAACCACUCUGAUAAUAGAACGAAGGAAAGUCAAUAAAACAAAUGACAACAUGCAUGUAGCAGGAGGGGAACAUACAGGAAUAAUAAUAAAUAAAGAAGCACUGACAGAAAAUGGUACCGAAGUACCAGCACAGCUUUCCUUGGAAUUCAGGGUGUUUCUGGUGAACAAAGAAACUAGUAAACAUACGCAGGAAAGUAGGACGAUUCGUUUUUGGUUCAGAGAAUCAAAAUCUACCGAUGAAAUUGACGCUGGAGGUCAGGCAGGCACUGCUCAAGAUUUUUUCAGGGAACUGGUUAGCCCACAAGAAUUUCCAAGAGAUUAUGUGGGCUUUAUAAAAAAAAUUAUGAAACUUAUGCAGCACAACUUCAAUUCGAUAAUAAAAUUAGAAGUAGAACUUAGACAAUUAGAAGAACCUGUUACAUUGCCACCGAGACCACUUUCAGCUGAAGAAAAUUCUCUUGGACAUAUUGUAGUUUUGACGGUAGAGAAAGUACUCGAAAUAAUAGAAUCGUCAUACCCUAAUCCCAUAACCGUUAAGGAUGUUGCCAAGGAAAACGGAUGGGAUGAGGAAGAAGUUGCACAAUGUCUUUCUGCACUGCAAUCUCGACAGCUUGUCAAAGCAAUGGAUCAUGGUGCCUUCACUCGUCAACAGUCUCAUGACACCCACCAGGUCACCGUUGUCAAACAAAUGCCGACGAUGGCAAGAUCCAAACAGCCUACUAUUGCCAUUAUCACCGCGCAAUAUUGCGAGAAAUUGGCAGUUGACGCAAUGAUAGAGAACAAGGAGACCUUUGUUCGGUAUACGACAGUCGGAGAGUCGAACGUGUAUACCCUAGGUAACAUUGGGGCGCACAAGAUCGUCUGCACCAAACUACCCUCGGUAGGGCACACCAGGGAAGCCAUGACGGCGGCGGGGAACACCACUACCCGCUUGCUGGGCACCUUCCAGAAGGUCGAUCACGUGUUCCUGGUGGGAGUGGGGGGCGGAGUACCACAUUAUACCGACUACAAUAAGCACGUCAGAUUGGGGGAUGUGGUGAUUUCGUGUCCAUUCAAGAACAAAAACGUCUACUUGUACUGCGAAUCCGCCAAAACCUCGGAAGACGGCACCACCGAAUUCGACAUCAAACCGUACGCCCCUGCCGACCCCAACCUCCAAAACAUCGCCGCCCAACUGAACCACCAAUCAUCGGAAACUUCGACGCCGCCGCCGUGGCUCGGCCACCUGCGCGACGGCCUCAGCGUGCUGAGCGGCCAGGCUGAGCCGGCCUUCGACGCGCCGGACUCGGGUACGGACAAGCUGUACAUGAGCAUCGGGGAGAGGGACGUGAUCGAGGUGGCGCAUCCGGUGCCCCUGGACGGGGCCGUCAAAAGGUUGGAAGGCUGCCCGAAGCUGCAUCUGUCGCCCAUCGCCUCGGGCAGGCAGAUGGUCAGGGACGACCGCCUGAGGCAGCAGUUCGCCCAUCGCACGGGCGCUCUGGCCUUCGAUUGUGAAUUCGAUGCGGUCAUCGAGUCCGUCCUGGGCAAUUGCAAGGACAGCUUCAUCUGCAUCAGGGGAAUCUCGGACUACAAGGUGAGAGAGCAAAAGUGCCGUAUCGCUAUG